AUGAAUCCCGGUCCGCCGUUGGCAUACGACAGUCUGAAAACAGUCCUGCAACACAUGGAUCCGAAUUUAAGAAUUCGGCUCUCCAUCAACUGCCCUUCGAUUCGGUCAGCCGAGAAAGCGGUUCCCCUCAAGAUCAAGAAACUCGAGUUUACUGAUCAAUCGUUUACAGUUGACGGCAAGAAGUAUAAAGUUGGAAUCUAUAAAAAGUAUCCAGAAGGCAUGUGCCCUAUCGUGGAGAACGACAACAAAUUUUGGGGAAGAUUGGCCACCGAUUUAGAUCAACAUGGAUACGAAGACUGGCAGACUUUAGACAAAUUAAGACCUGGAGACGUCAAUUUGAGGUGUUCGAAUGACAGGGUCAGAGUUUAUCAAGAAAUCAAUGAAGUUGGAAUAAAGAAAAAAGAAGAAGAAGAACUUCCUGACUUACAAGAACGGCUGGAUUAUGUCGAGAGCUUUGGACCAAUGACCACUUCUUCCUUUGUCUUUGAUGAAUACUACUCAGAAGAUACGGUUGAAGAAAUCACUUCGUAUUUUGUAAAAGAAUAUACCAGUGAAGAACUUACUGCGCACUACGGCACUCAACCGGAGUUUGAAGAAGCACGAGAUAAGGCUCAUGAAGAACUGAAGGACAAAAUAUUGGAAACGAAGGCAAUACUUCAGCAGUGGUAUGCACGGAGAGACGGACUCCCGGUGCCAUUUGAAAGUUAUAUUAUGUUCACCAUUUCCGAUAGGUACACUAAGAAGAACAUCGAGUUUAUCAAACGUCAUCCAGUUGCAGUCAAGUUGUUGAUUCCACAAUCAGAAAUCCUUCGUCUGACACCAGGACUUCGAAUGGAAAUUGAGGAAAUGUACUUUGACGGAGAAGUAGAUUGUGCAUUCGCCGAGUUGGCGCCAUACAUUGAGGAGUCCAGUUAUCCAUUGAAAUGUCUCAAAAUAAGUGUAUGGGACACUGCAGUGUUUCAACAUCCAAAGCUUAGAAGCGCCAAGCAUCUCGUUGUUGGCCGAUCUCAUGAAGAGAUCCGAUGGCUCCCUAUUCUUUUGAAUUUGGAAAAUCAUAAAGUAAGUUAUCUUGAAGGAUCGAUGCCUGUGGAUGACUUUAUGACCAUUAUAAGACAUUGGGUGUCUUGUGGAAAAGAAGUGGGAGCUAGCUUCAGUUACAGACUUGAACUGACAGAAUAUGAGUAUCUUGAUAUUGAUGGUUUUCACAAAGAAGUAUUCAAGGAAAUCAAGGCGCAAUUCAAGAACUCUAUCUCUGGACACAGAAAUGCCAACAUUCCGAUCGACAACGGAACAACUCUAAAAGUGUCAGUGGAAUAUAGUAGAGAUGAAUAUUUUCCAUAUAAUCUUGUGCUGCAGAUUCUUCCAUUGGAGCAAUAG
Molecule: messenger RNA, 1377 nt
Organism: Caenorhabditis remanei
Lineage: Eukaryota; Metazoa; Nematoda; Chromadorea; Rhabditida; Rhabditidae
Exons: 4
Coding region: 1-1377 (458 amino acids)
Source: RefSeq, a predicted model, not a curated record